GCCCUUCUUUUCUUCUCUCCUCCUAGGACUCCACUUAAGGCUAUGUGAUAUUAUCACGUGGGUCUCGAAUGCUUUAUUGUUUGUUUGUUUGUCAAUUGCACAAGAAAAGCCAGCUGGGAUUUUAUGGGACUGUGCUGGAUCUCUAAAUCAACGUGAAGACCUAUGCCGUUUUAAUAAUUUGACUAUUCCAUUCAACAGCGUAGAUCUCUCCAUUUUUUAAAAGUUUUUAAAAAUGUCAGCAACUUGUUACAAGUUUUAAGAGUAGAAUUUUUGCACAUACAUUUUUAAAACUUAUCCUCAAGCUGUUUCAGGCGGCGGGCAAGAUGGCGGAUGUGCAGACUGAGCGUGCCUAUGGAGAGCAACCAACCAUCUUUCACAAUAAGAAGAGGGUCCUGCUUGGAGAAACUGGCAACUACCCCCGAAGGUACAACCUCUUUGAGAAUGUCCACAAGCACAUGUCCAUGCACCUGUCCCCCUGCUGCAGGGAUGUCCAGAUUGGUGACAUUGUCACAGUGGGCGAGUGCCAGCCCUUGAGCAAGACUGUGCGUUUCAACGUGUCCAAAGUCACAAAGGCCGCUGGCACCAAGAAGCAAUUCCAGAAGUUCUGAGAUUAGACAUCUGCCCACAGCCCUCCCCCCGCAAAUAAUUUCCCAAUUAAAAAAAACCCAACCUAUCCUCAAAUAUAUUUUUUUCAGGCUCCUACAAUUUUUUAAAAAAACUUCCUAGUCCAACUGUUUGUUGCUAAUAUAAAGAAGUAGAAUCAAUUUUUGUGUAUUGACCUUCUAUCCUACAAUCUUGCCAGAUUGACUUGUUAGCUUGAGUAGAUUUUUUUUGCCACCUGCUUAGGGUUUUUAACGGCAUGAUUAUGGCAUGUUUUAUUAAAACAUAACAUGGGCCAUCACCUUUCCAGCUCCUGAAAUCAAUUUCCAUAUUUCUCUGUCCAGCUGUUAAGCCAAUGCUGCGUAUUCUCGUUUAG
Ailuropoda melanoleuca (giant panda) is the source of this 976-nucleotide messenger RNA. Its product is annotated as 40S ribosomal protein S11-like. Bases 324 to 608 code for a protein of 94 amino acids. NCBI's taxonomy places the organism in Eukaryota, Metazoa, Chordata, Mammalia, Carnivora, Ursidae. The transcript has a single exon. Gene Ontology annotation, molecular function: structural constituent of ribosome. Gene Ontology annotation, biological process: translation. The record is from RefSeq and is a predicted model, not a curated record. Gene Ontology annotation, cellular component: ribosome; cytosolic small ribosomal subunit.